AUGAUUGAAAUCAUCACCGAGAGCCUACCCCGGCUGGAAUUAUACAAGAAGCUACAGUCAGACCAAUCUCUUCAAAUUGCACUCUUGAAUAUAUUCACGGAUAUCGUGGAAUUUUGCGAGGUUACAUACAAGUACUUCAAGCGCGGGACGCUGGUGCGCAUAGGAAAGUUGAUCCUAACACCUCUCAAGACGGAAUUUGAAAAGAUGUGCAAGCGCCUCAGAUGGCAUACGAAGAAUGUCGAUGAUACUGCAGUCGCCGUCGAGCUUUUGCGGGCUGCCGACUUCCGAGCCAAGAUGCAGGCGCAGAACGCCGAGAAUAUGAGGUCCAGGUGCGACACCUGGCUGAACCCGGCGAAUAUGCUGGGUGUCCAUCAGGCAAGGUCCCGGACGAGAGUCACCGGCACGUGUGAGUGGCUGUUGUCGAGCCAAGCAUACGAUAGCUGGGUCAGGACCGAGAGCGACCUGGCCGAGGACAGGCUACUCAGUAUUCUUGGCAAGGGCGGCUGUGGGAAGUCCAUCCUUUCGUCUUAUAUUGUAGACAAGACGCAAGAGGGACAUGGCAUCACAAUCUAUUUUUCGUUCUCGGGGGCGGAUGCACCUCGCCAGACGCUCCAAAGCCUGGUUCGCUCGUUGGUGUCGCAACUGGUUCAUAAGCCCGAGUAUAUAAGCGGGUACGAACUGGUGCAUGAACUGACUAUGCAGGAAGGGUAUUCGAUGGAUGAUCUGUGGACUCUUCUGCAUAAGAUUCUCGCCUUGGGUACGGCUACUCUAUUCUUAGUUGUCGACGGAGUAGAUGAGUGUUCUGAGCCAGCCGAACAGCUAGUCGAACAGGUCAUGAAUAUUCUCACCGUUGUUCAAUCUUGCAAGAUUGUCCUCCUUGGAAGAGCUCAUGUUUCGGAGCUGAGAAGCCAUAGAAGCAACAUUAUCGAGAUGGACUCCACGGUUAUCAAGGCCGAUUUGCAAUCAUUUAUCACCACCCAAUUCCGCUCAAACACCAGACUUUACAGCCUUGGCUUACAGGAUUCCAUUUCUCAAACACUGAUCGAGAGAUCUGAUGGCAUGUUCCUCUGGGUCAAGCUCAUGAUUGAUGAUUUGUCGAGGGCCUCCUCCGUGUCCGAGGUGACCCAGAAACUGGCAUGCUUGCCAAGAGGACUUCACGCAGCAUACCACCAAAUCAUUCAGCACCUUGUACAGACUCUGGACGAUUUUGAGAUCCAACUGGCACAAAAUAUUCUCAGUUUCGUCGCAGCAGCAGGAAGGACGCUGGAGGUCGAAGAGCUGCACUGCCUUCAGGCCCUGUGCUCCCGGGCCAGCGCCAAAGAUUACGGCCCAGGGUCCAUACGUAACCAUGUUUUUAUCGACCCAUCCGAGAGGUUUUCGCGCGUAUGCGGUGGUCUGAUUCACAUACUGGAUGGAAAGGUCACACUGGUGCACAUAACCGCAAAGGAGUUCCUGCAAAGGCCAGCCAACAAGCUGGAAACUCAGAACCACCCUCAAGCGCUGAGCUUUAGGGUUGACCUGGUUCGUUCUCAUGAGCUGUUUGCCACAGCCUGCCUCGACUUUCUGCUGCUCGACGGCGCCGGAAUGAGCCAGACGGACGCACCACAAAGUCCUAUGACCAAGAACAUGCGGUUGUUCUUCAAGUAUGCUGCAAAGUUCUGCGUCCACCACAUCAAAAAUUCUGGGCCAAUUUCUGAAAGAAGAUUGGCGAGAAUCAGACAGCUCAUCAAUUCGGGUGGGAUGGUUUCUCUGUACGAGCACUAUUUUGUACUCAUCCUUGAAGAUGGGUACUAUGAAGAUCUAGAAGAUGAAUUCUCGAGCUUCUUCCAAUGGGCCGAGACCCUGAAUCUAGAGCUUGGACCACAGAAGUCUUUCUGCACUGUUGCCCAUGAAGAGUGCAUCCAGAGAUUCGGCGCUGAAGACUGGCGGACCAAAGAGCUGGUGAGUCUACUAACGGACGAACCACCACCAACAGAACAUCCGCAGGUUGAUCCAACCGACAAGGUGGGAAGCAAGGAGGCCGCCAAGAGAGUCUCGGCCCUUAUGAACUUGCUCAAAGAGAACCAGCAACUGCAAAUACUAACCAAAAUCGAUCUGCUUCUGAACAUGGGAUCACUGAUCAGGAUAAAGGCGUUGACUGAUCCUCUUGAGGCACUCUUCCUCUUGAUAAUGAGGCAAGCGCACAGACUCCCAGCCGUCUUCCUGAUGCUCGUCGGUGGCUUCUACCUGGAUUUCAAAAAGCCACGACAGGCUUUGGCUGCUUUCGAGGCCGCUCUUGAAAAUGUAGAACAUCUCGACACGGCACUAAAGUUUGAGAUAUUGGAUAUCAUCGGCAAGAUAUAUUAUUGCAAUCUCAUUGAUUACACAAAGGCCGAGGCUGCCUACCGGAAGUCAGCAUCGGGCAAGCGUGAAAUGCUCGGGCCUGAUCACGAAAAAACGCUACAUAGCCUUGACAAGCUGGCAGACGCGCUUUACAAACAGAAAGAUUACGCCGCUGCCGUGGAAUUAGGGAUGGAAGUCUACGAGAAAAUGAUGGCGUCACAGCUCAGUGCCACCUCUUCCGAAGAAAAACCGGGCGACGCUUGUUUCGACCAAAGUCAGUUCUACGAUAAAUUCAGACAGCUACGUCUGAUGAGAGAGAAAUUGCUUGGGAAAGAAAAUUUCGGUCUGACUGGAGUGUCGCAUAGCCUGGCGUGUACUCUACAUGCACAGGGCUAUUUUGACCUCGCCAAGAUCUUAUGGGCAUAUGACGUCGAAGCUUGUAAACGGCUGCUUGGGGAGGAUCACGCAAAUACCUUGAUCGCUAUGAGAAAUUUAGGUACUGUGGUGGUGACUCUCGACCCGCUAGAAGCGGAGAAUAUAUACAGGCAGGUAUAUGUCUCCCGGAAGAACACGCUGGGGGAGGACCAUCCGAAGACGCUUCAGAGCCUUUUAGCUAUAGCAUAUACACAGUACAGGCAGAAGAACUACUUUGCUGCCGAGAAGACAUUCCGUGCGGUCAUCAGCAUCAAUGAAGAGAUUCGAGGAGAUAGAUGCACAGGGUUCCUCGAUCCUGUGGAGUCUUUGGCGCGGACCCUUUUUUCCCUGGACAGGUUCGAAGAAGCAGAAGUUCUCGACAGGCAGCUCCUUGCAAAAAGGGAGAGCGAACUUGGAGCCAAAGACCCGAAAACUCUACGCAUCUUGGUACAUUUAGGGCAAACGCUUCGCGCAAGAGGAAAUUACAAAAUGGCUCUCAAAUUGGGGCGAGAAGCACUGCAGGAUCAAGAGCAUUUAUUAGGAAAAGAACACCCCGAUACUCUCGAAAGCAUGUAUCAGGUGGCAUACUCCUACCUCAUGCUGGACCAGAAAGAAGAAGCCAAACAGGUAUGCUUCAAUGCUAUUGAGAGACAGGUGCGAAUCUUGGGCACGGAGGAUGUGGUCACAUGGGGAACCAUCGUUCUUCUCGCCAUGAUAUACACCCAGAAGAGACCGUAUUGGUAG
This is a messenger RNA of Clonostachys rhizophaga, 3480 nucleotides long. Lineage: Eukaryota; Fungi; Ascomycota; Sordariomycetes; Hypocreales; Bionectriaceae. The record is from the annotation of a GenBank genome assembly.